AAUUUGUUGUUUAGUGGUUGGUAUGGAUUCGGUGAUUAACUAGUUUGUUUUUGUGUCGAAUUAAAUGUUAAUUAUGUUGAUUUUCAUCUAAUUGUUUUCGUCUUGUUUAAUUUGAUUCUUCUUCCAGGUUGGUUUAUGUGGACUUUCGAGUGAGUUAAUUGCGGUUCUAAGUGAAAAAUCUACUGAUUGUCUCUACUGGUGGAAGAUCAUAAACAAUUGAGAGAAACGAAAAUGGAUCCAUCUGAAUCUCCUUCUUCUAUUUUACAAUCAGCCAAGAGCCAAUUUCUUAAUUUGUUGGGUGACAAUGAAAAAGGAAUCACUGAUAAAACUCUUGGUACUCUUAUGGAAUCGAUUGACAUUGCAGUUCGAGCUCAGGUCAUUAAUGAUUGUCUUGCUGCUGGGAAAAUUGAACUUCUCAAACAAGGAAAACAAUUGAUUUACAAAUUGAAAGUGGACUCGCGACAGGCUUUUGACAAUGACGAGGAAAAUGUUGUUUACACGAUAAUCGAAGAGGCUGGUAAUCGAGGGAUAUGGAUGAGAGAGAUUAGAACCAAGUCCAAAUUACCGAUCACUCAAUUGUCCAAAGUAUUGAAGACGAUGGAAAACAAGAAGAUGAUUAAAUCAGUGAAAUCGAUCUCAGCCUACAAGAAGAAAGUCUAUAUGUUGUAUAAUUUGGAGCCUUGUACAUCAGUCACCGGUGGAACUUGGUAUUCUAAUAAUGACUUUGAAUCAGAGUUUGUUGAGAUUCUUAAUCAACAAUGUUACAAGUAUUUGGUGAAAAAGUUUGAAACUUCUCGACAAUUAUCAAGUCCAAUCGAAAGGAAAAACGCUUCUUAUUGUAAAUCAUCAGAGAUUUGUGAUUAUAUUCGUAAGUUAGGGAUAAGUAAAGUUAAUCUUUCUGAAGAAGAUAUUGAAGAAAUUCUGGAAACUCUGGUUUAUGAUGGAAAAGUGGAAAAAACUUGUAUCAAUGAUUCGAAUUCACCUGAAGAUGGAACCACGAAAAUCUAUCGAGCAAUUAAUCCUUCAUUAACAAUGACCAGUCUAAUGCGAAUGCCUUGUGGUGUUUGUCCAGUUGCUAGCGAUUGUCACAUAGACGGUUUCAUCUCUCCCAUAAAGUGUAUCUAUUUUAACGACUAUUUCGAGUUUUAAAUUAUAUGUAAAUCAAUUCGAUUCGAAAAUCAAUUCGAGAUCCAAAUCAACUUUUAUAUUUACAAAACCAAACCAAUUUUCUUUGUAUAUUCUAAAAUAAAAACUAAUCAACUUCAGAUUUAAAUUCCACGAUUUAACUGGA
Molecule: messenger RNA, 1291 nt
Organism: Panonychus citri (citrus red mite)
Lineage: Eukaryota; Metazoa; Arthropoda; Arachnida; Trombidiformes; Tetranychidae
Gene: Polr3F
Product: DNA-directed RNA polymerase III subunit RPC6-like
Exons: 1
Coding region: 232-1149 (305 amino acids)
Biological process (GO): transcription by RNA polymerase III
Cellular component (GO): RNA polymerase III complex
Source: RefSeq, a predicted model, not a curated record